Molecule: messenger RNA, 1083 nt
Organism: Paramecium sonneborni
Lineage: Eukaryota; Ciliophora; Oligohymenophorea; Peniculida; Parameciidae
Source: the annotation of a GenBank genome assembly
AUGAUAUAUUUAUUAUUAUUAUUACUUGAUAUUGUUAUAGCUAAUAAUUUGAGAUUUCAAAGUAAAGGAACGAUAGGAAAUUUAUGGAAUUUAGAAGGAUUAAAAUGUUAUGGAGUGAUGUUUGAUGGAGGUAGUAGUGGUACAAGAGUAUAUGUUUAUUAAUGGAAUUGUAGAGAGAGUUAAACAAUGCCAUAUGUUUCAUUAAGUGAAAAAUCAAUAGAGAAGAAAGUAAAACCAGGAAUAUCAACAUUUGCAUCUAAAAUAAAUGAAAUUGCUAAUUAUCUUUAACCAUUAAUUGAUUUUGCAAUAAGUAAUGUUCCUUAAGAAAUGAUAUCAUAUACUCCAAUCAUGUUAGGUGCAACAGCUGGUAUGAGAAUGUUGCCAAUACAAUAAUAGAGAGAUAUUAUAAAAUAAGUACAACAUUUAUUCUCUAAAUCUGGAUUCCUUUUUUUAAGUGAACAAUGGGCUAGAGUUAUAACAGGAGAAGAAGAGGUAAAUUAUAUUUAAUAUUAUAUAGGGUGCUUAUAUGUGGUUAUCUCUGAAUUAUCUACUCAAUAGAAUGCAGAAUUAAGACUAAGUAACAACUAUUGAUUUAGGUGGAGCUUCAACUUAAAUCUCAUUCAAACCUAAGGGAAAUAUUGAAGAUGGAAUCAUUGAUCUUAUCAUACCAAAUCUAAAUGAAUACGAAAUCUUUAGCAGUAGUUAUUUACUAUAUGGAAUGGAUUAAGCUUUAAUACAAAUACAUAAAUAGUUUUAAGACAACCAAACCUUUACUAUCACAACUCCAUGCUAUUUUAGUGGCUAUUAAAAUACUUAUGAUUAUGAUUCAAAAUAUACUGUUAUUGGAGAAGGAAAUUAUUCAGAAUGUAAAAGACUUAUAAGAGAAUAUCUUAAUAAUAAUCCAUAAGAUUGUUAACAUUCUAAUUGUGGUAUCAAUGGUGCAUAUCAACCAAAAAUUGAUAAUAGUACUACUAUCUAUGCUAUAAGUGGAGUUUAAAGCAUGGUUGAUUUGUUUGGAUUUGAAAAUUAUACACUUUCUUAAUAUUCAAAUAAAGUUCUUAGUUUUACUUCUUUAGUUUGGUC